AUGAGUCACUUAAGUAGUGGUCGUUUGAAUGUGCAUCACAUGAAAGAGUUGGCAAAACAUGAAUUACUUGAAUGUCUGGACAAAUGUGUGGGAAGUAAAGCCAUCGUAUGGGACCACGAAUUGGUGCCAAUCUUGGGAUUAGUUGCCGAUUAUCUGGUCCUCAAAGAGCAUCAAGUGAUCCAAAUGUUUGAGUUAAGACCCGGAAGACUGCCGGCCAUGACUGCCAAACAUGUGAUAUAUUUGACGCGAACUAAACUGUCACUUAUGGACACAAUUGGAGAUAAUAUGUUGAAUGAGGACAAGAAGAUGGUGUCCAACAAAGAGUUUCACAUAAUAUUUGUUCCGCGAAGAAGUAUUCUCUGCGAACGUAAGCUUCAAGUGUUGGGAGUUUACGGAAACUUCUCGACAAUCAGUGAAUAUGGGGUCGAGUUGUUGGCGCUCGACAGCGAUGUCUUGUCCAUGGAGUGGGACAACAGCUUCACUGAGAUCUAUAUCGACAACGACUACACAGCGCUCUUCCAUUCGGCCAAAGCUCUCAUGACUUUGCAAACCCUUUACGGCGUUAUUCCCAAUGUCUUCGGAUUAGGAAAGUCUGCGAAAGUGGUCUUCGAUUUGAUGAGCAAAAUGAGGAAAGAGUUGUCUUCUACUGAACCACAGAUCACACCACAAAUCGAUGAGUUAUUACUUAUCGACAGAUCUGUCGACUUAUUGACACCUCUGAUGACACAAACCACUUAUGAGGGACUCUUAGACGAGAUUUUCGGAAUAAGUCACACGACUAUCAAAGUUCCGCCCGAGAAGUUCGUUCACCAGAACUCGUCCACUGAUGGCCAGUCGUGUGAUGAGACAGUGGAGGCGCCCACUGAAGCCAAACAGUUUCAUCUCAACUCUUCAGAGGAGCUGUUCGUCAAACUGCGAGACAUUAGUUACAAGAGUAUUGGUCCCACUCUUCGGACGAGCGCCAAAACACUGUCCCAACAGUUUGAUGAAAGACAUACCGCCAAAACCGUUCGUGAGAUCCGCCAAUUCGUCGACAAACUGCCAGCCCUUCAAACGGCCCGCAAAUCGCAGUCAAAUCACACGUCAUUGGCUGAACUGAUCAAAGAAGUGACAGAUGAAGAGUCCUUCUAUGAGACCAUUCAUACGGAGCAGUCGUUUGUCAAUUGCGAAGACACCGACAAAUCCAAUCCAUAUAUCGAAGACUGCAUCGCAAGAGUGGAUCCUUUAGUUAAGAUUUUACGACUCAUUUGUAUUCAGUGUUUCACUAAUAAUGGCUUAAAGUCUAAAGUCCUUGAGUUCUAUAAGAGAGAAGUGUUGCAGACGUAUGGCUAUCAACACGUCCUGACAUUCAAUAACUUAGAAAAAGUCGGUUUAAUUCGCAUUUCUGGCGGUUAUUCUCACAGAGUUUACAACGUCUUGAGGAAGACAUUGAGACUUACGGUACGAGAUAUUAAUGAAGUGAAUCCCACAGACAUUGCGUACGUCCACAGCGGUUACGCACCACUCAGUGUACGACUGGCCCAAUACCUGGACCACCCGGGCUGGCGGGCCAUCACAGAUGUACUGAAAACACUUCCCGAACCCACUAUUGAGGAAACCCAAGAGAUCGCUGCCGGUCUUCGCAAGAGACGAAACUCCGGCGCUUCCAUUCAGACGGGACUUCUCGACGACCAGAAACUCAUAGUCGUCUUCUUCCUGGGCGGCUGUACGUACACCGAGAUCUCUGGCCUCCGCUUUCUCUCGCAAAAGGAGGGCUUUAACGCCGACUUUGUUAUCGUCACUACAAAUAUAAUUAACGGCAAAACAUUUCUACAGUCAUUGAGUGGUCAGUCCUUAAACUAA
Molecule: messenger RNA, 1842 nt
Organism: Oppiella nova
Lineage: Eukaryota; Metazoa; Arthropoda; Arachnida; Sarcoptiformes; Oppiidae
Source: the annotation of a GenBank genome assembly